Molecule: messenger RNA, 1571 nt
Organism: Oncorhynchus gorbuscha (pink salmon)
Lineage: Eukaryota; Metazoa; Chordata; Actinopteri; Salmoniformes; Salmonidae
Product: neogenin-like
Exons: 5
Coding region: 476-1522 (348 amino acids)
Biological process (GO): cell-cell adhesion
Source: RefSeq, a predicted model, not a curated record
GCCCUUCCACGCUGCUAUUACGUUCCGUUCGCGAGCAGAAGCUGGCUGCGGUGUCGUUUUCUCCGAUCAGUCGGACCUUGAUCAAUCUUUUCAACUGUCAUUGUUCUCGGGUUUUACGCAUUUGAUUGCAUUUGGAAUAGCUUGGAUUCGUGUGUGACCGUCGAUUCCACCAUUUUUUCGAACGAAUUGGCUCUGAAGCAAUGGAUUGACUUCAGUUUUCCUUCAACCCCUCCACCAAGUUGAGAAAACAGUCUAACCUGCGGUCUCUCCAUACUUCGAGCUCACAAGCCAGCUACAUGUUUCAUCCGGACAGUUUCAAAAGUAGCUGGUACCGGAUGUUUUUAAACAUUUCAUAGAUGAAACAUUGAUGUUCUUCGUUUGUCUCGGAAGUGUAUGGAAAUAGGUGGCAGAGGAUUUUAAACACGGAUUUUCUCCGGGGUUCUUGAAGCCUGCAAACAUUUAUUUUUGAAAAGUGAUGGCGGAGCGGGGAGCAAGGUUGCUCCUCUCUCUCCUCUGUCUCACCUUUCUUUACCCGGCGACCACCGUGUCAAGACAUGCUGAAAAAGGCACGGCGGCGCGGCCCUUCAGCCCCUUCUGGUUCUCGGUGGAGCCGUGGGACACACUGGCUGUGAGAGGUGCCCCAGCACUGCUCAACUGCUCAGCACACAGCGGGGACCCUGCCUCGGAGCCCACUGCGCCCCAGGCCCGUGUGGAGUGGAAGAAGGAUGGAACCUUCCUGAGCCUGGCGCCAGACGACGGGCGGCGGCGUGUUCUGCCCGACGGCUCGCUGCUCAUCUCUAGCGUGGUGCACUCCAAGCACAACAAGCCCGACGAGGGCACGUACCAGUGUGUGGCCACCAUCGACAGCCUGGGAACCAUCGCCAGCCGCACCGCCCGCCUCACCGUGGCAGGUAUGCCCCGGUUCUCCAGCCAGCCAGCAGCAGCCAGCAUACGCCUGGGAGACAGCCAGGUUCUGGCCUGCGAUGUCAACCCAGACCUGGUGCCUUUAGCCCGGUGGGAGCGUGAGCGUGAGCCCCUGGAGCUGAGCUCUAGGCUGGUGCAGCUACCCAACGGAGCCCUGGUGGUGAGCAACGCUUCGGAGGCCGACGCUGGGCUCUACCGCUGCAUGGUGGAGAACGCUGGGCCCGCCAAGACCAGUGAAGAGGCCCAGCUCACAAUACUGCCAGAAACCGGAGAGGAGAGAGAACUGGAGUUCCUGGUAGAGCCACUUCCUGUGACCAAAGUGGUGGGGGCCAGUUUGCUGCUGCCGUGUGUGGUGACGGGUUAUCCAACGCCCUACGUCCGAUGGAUGGUGGGAGACAAGCUUGUUGAGGAGAGUGAGGGGAAGUUGGAGUUGGUGGGAGGAGGCAGUCUGUUGAUCUACAACCUGACUGAGGAGGAUGCAGGCGUCUACAGCUGUAUGGCAGACAUCACUAACAACACUAUCGAGGCCAAGGCAGAGCUCACUGUACAAGGUACUGCACUGAUGAAGUCAAACACAUCACUUUUCAUGGAGUACUAGCCUGGAAAAAGUCUUCUCUGAUAGUGUGUUUCACACACUUUAACGAUCC